GCCUGUGGGUCCUGAGCGCUCCGGACGCCGGCCCCGCGCGGGCCCCGCCGCCUCCUCGGCCCGCUCCCGUACUGGAGGGAAGAGCGGCCUUGGGGAGGAGGAAAGAGGACGUGGGGGUGGCCACGGCUGGGUUAACCUCCAUUUCAGCUAAUCAUGGGAGAGAUUAAAGUCUCUCCUGAUUAUAACUGGUUUAGAAGCACAGUCCCCCUUAAAAAGAUUAUCGUGGAUGAUGACGACAGUAAGAUCUGGUCACUCUAUGAUGCAGGUCCCAGAAAUAUCAGGUGUCCUCUCAUAUUUCUGCCCCCCGUCAGCGGCACUGCAGAUGUAUUUUUCCGGCAGAUUUUGGCUUUGACUGGAUGGGGUUACCGGGUGAUAGCUUUGCAAUAUCCAGUUUAUUGGGACCAUCUUGAAUUCUGUGAUGGAUUCAGAAAGCUUUUAGACCAUUUACAACUGGAUAAAGUUCAUCUUUUUGGGGCUUCUUUGGGAGGCUUUUUGGCCCAGAAAUUUGCUGAAUAUACUCACAAAUCUCCCAGAGUCCAUUCCCUCAUUCUCUGCAAUUCCUUCAGUGACACCUCCAUCUUUAACCAAACUUGGACUGCAAACAGCUUUUGGCUGAUGCCAUCAUUUAUGCUCAAAAAAAUAGUUCUUGGAAACUUUUCAUCUGGCCCAGUGGACCCUGUGAUGGCUGAUGCUAUUGAUUUCAUGGUGGACAGGCUGGAAAGUUUGGGUCAGAGCGAACUGGCUUCGAGACUUACCCUGAAUUGUCAAAAUUCUUAUGUGGAACCUCAUAAAAUUCGGGACAUUCCUGUAACCAUUAUGGAUGUAUUUGACCAGAGUGCACUUUCAACUGAAGCUAAAGAAGAAAUGUACAAACUGUAUCCUAAUGCGCGGAGGGCUCACCUUAAAACAGGAGGCAAUUUCCCAUACUUGUGCAGAAGUGCAGAGGUGAACCUUUAUGUACAGAUACAUUUGCUGCAAUUCCAUGGAACCAAAUACGCAGCCAUCGACCCGUCGAUGGUCAGUGCAGAGGAACUCGAGGUGCAGAAAGGCAACCUGGGCCUCAGUCAGGAGGAGCAGUAGCCGGGGCUUUGGCUGGCGAUGACAGGGAUCCAGCCAGUUCCUGUACAAUCAGUGACGUCGGUGCCCGCCAGGGGGCCCCUCUGCUCAGUUGUUGGGCUAUCACUGUUUGGAAGUAGGACUGAUUGUCACCUUCGUGACAGGCAGCAGCUCUUCUAAGCCAGUGUAACUGUUCCCUCUUCGGUUUUUUUAGCUUUUGAAUUUGAAGAAGUACUUUUGAAGACUCCCAUUUUAAGAAUUGUGAACAUUUUGCUACCAAAAGUCUUCACCCUUGUGUCCUUAUGUGAAUGUUAAUUUCUGAGGUUUGGGAUUUUGGGGGAAUUUUUUUCCUUGUCUUUUUUUCUUUCUUCCUUUCUUUUUAUGUUAUUUGCUAUAAAUACCGCACAUCCAGAUUGUGUGUCAGAAGGACAUUGAUUAUUUGUAUGCUAUCUUGGUUAUAACCGUUACCAGAGUACCAAGGCUCUUGUCACAUUGUUUGCUCUCCUGCAGGUCAACUACUUCAAAUUUCCAGUUAUGUAAAUUGUUUUGAGUUUUCGCUGUUAUCUUUCUAGGCAUUACAGUCAUUUGGAAUAAAAAUUCAAUUUCAGUGA
Miniopterus natalensis is the source of this 1667-nucleotide messenger RNA. The record is from RefSeq and is a predicted model, not a curated record. NCBI's taxonomy places the organism in Eukaryota, Metazoa, Chordata, Mammalia, Chiroptera, Miniopteridae.